GCACGGUUGAAACAAAAGCAAACAUGAGCGAAAACACACAAAACUGAAAAUAAGAAUAAGGGUUUUGGGUGUCAGCAACAACUUGGGUCAGCGUGGUUCUUGAUAAGGGGUUUUUGCAGGGUUUAUUCAUCAUUUCUUUUCUUUUCUUCCAAAAAACAAUGGGGUCUUUGGAAAAUGGAGAACACAAAGCAAGAGAUAAACAAGAACAGGAACAAGAACCCAUACUAACAGAGCAAAGUCAGAGGUUUUGCAUGUUCCCCAUUCGCUACAAGCAAAUCUGGGAGAUGUACAAGAAAGCUGAAGCCAGUUUCUGGACUGCGGAAGAGGUUGAUCUCUCCUGUGACGUACAACAUUGGGAGACCUUGUCUGUCUCUGAGAAGCACUUCAUUACACAUGUCCUAGCUUUUUUUGCUGCUUCUGAUGGAAUUGUCUUGGAGAAUUUGGCUGCAAGGUUUCUGAGCGAUGUGCAAAUUCCUGAGGCUCGUGCAUUUUAUGGGUUUCAGAUAGCUAUGGAGAAUAUUCAUUCGGAGAUGUACAGCUUGCUGCUGGAGACAUAUAUUAAGGAUUCAAGAGAGAAACAUAGAUUAUUCAAUGCAAUUGAAAAUUUGCCUUGUGUUGCAAGGAAGGCUGAAUGGGCAUUGGGUUGGAUUCAUAGUUCCACUUCAUUUGCAGAGAGACUUGUUGCUUUUGCAUGUGUUGAAGGGAUAUUUUUCUCUGGAAGCUUCUGUGCCAUAUUCUGGCUUAAAAAGAGAGGAUUGAUGCCAGGUUUGACAUUCUCAAAUGAGUUAAUCUCUAGAGAUGAGGGCCUUCACUGUGAUUUUGCUUGUCUUCUGUACAGCUUGUUGCAGAAGCAGCUAAGUUCUGAGCGGGUUCACAAGCUGGUACAUGAAGCUGUUGAAAUUGAAACCGAGUUUGUCUGUGAAGCCCUCCCUUGUGCAUUGAUUGGCAUGAACUCAACACUCAUGAGUCAAUACAUAAAAUUUGUUGCUGACAGGUUAUUGGUUGCUUUAGGGUGUCAAAGAAAGUACAAUGUGGAAAAUCCAUUUGAUUGGAUGGAGUUUAUUUCUUUGCAAGGAAAGGCAAACUUCUUUGAGAGAAGGGUGGGUGAUUAUCAAAAGGCAUCUGUGAUGUCAAGCCUCCAAGAUGCUGGUAAAAACUUUGUUUUCAAACUUGAUGAGGACUUCUAAUUAUGAUUGAUCUGCUACAGCUUCAACUAUUCCAAAGAUGUUGAGUUGUCCAUAGAAUUUAUUUACUAUUUUUCAGUAAUAUGUUUAGUCUAUACAAAUAAGUAGCUGGUAUUUUCACUCAUAUCACUUGUAUAAUAUGUUUCGAUUUAUUCUCCAAUUGCAUCUGUAUUUUGUAAUUGUAGCCAUAACGGCAAGUUACUAUAUUUCAACCUUAAAAGGCACUCCGUAUAAUGCCUACACUAUAAUUUCUAUAUAACGUUUCUCUUGAAAAGGGUA
This is a messenger RNA of Cajanus cajan (pigeon pea), 1463 nucleotides long. It is a transcript of the gene RNR2A, whose product is annotated as ribonucleotide reductase 2A. Gene Ontology annotation, molecular function: oxidoreductase activity. Lineage: Eukaryota; Viridiplantae; Streptophyta; Magnoliopsida; Fabales; Fabaceae. Gene Ontology annotation, biological process: deoxyribonucleotide biosynthetic process. The record is from RefSeq and is a predicted model, not a curated record.